AUGAAGCAAGUUGAUGAUGAUAAUGGAUCAUCUUCAUCCAGCAAGAAGGUGAAUUAUGUGAAAGCUCCAAACAAGUUUGACUUGAAUCUCUUGCCAGAAGAUUCAGAAAGUGAUGAUGAUGAUGAUGAUGAAUUUUACAUUGAAAUUUUUGGAAGUAGCGUUGAAACCCCUCAAGCUGCUCUGAAUCUCACCGAUAAUGAAGUGAAUGGAAAUUCAAACGGAUUGGUUCCACUAAUUCAUGUUUCUGGAGAAAAUGCUGUUUCCAACUUCAAGAACAUCACAACUUCCUCAGAAACAAAAAUGGUGCAAACACCCUCCAAUCCUUCUGAUGAUAAGAGGAGAGUUCACAGUGAUGACAGCUCUUCGGCCAGCGGUGCCGCGACUAGCUUACGUCCUCGCCGGCCAGAGCCAAACUACGAUCGGCGAAUCUGCACAAAUUACAAGUGCCGGACAAGAAACACUCCCAUGUGGCGUAGGGGACCUCUAGGUCCAAAGGAAAUAGGAAAGGUUUACAAAAACCUUGUAACCAAAAAGCACUCUGAUAAAAGUUCUCGCAAGGAUAAACACUAUGAGGAAUCAUCUGCAACACCUACAGGUUCAGGGAUUAAUCGUCAUUAUGGGGGUGGUGAUGAUGAUUUAUUUACAAGUCCUGCAAUUUUGUCAAGAGAUGCAAUCUGUAUCAAGGAGUGCGAGUACAAGUUUUGCCCUGAAUCAGAAAGAUCGGGGAAUGUGAGCAGAAGAAGAGGUACCUCCAUUAUUGAACCUUCAAGCCCUGCAGAAUCCUUAUCAAGAAACAGAAGCAGAGCCAGACACAGCGUAUCUGAACUUCAGAUACGAAGCUGGACCUCUGCAGCCUCCCCAUCAUCAAGAGAUGCUGGCACCAAUAGACUGUCAGCAAAUGACAUCCCGGCAGCCUCUUUGUCAAGAGACACAAGCCGGAGGUCCACAACACCCAUCAUAUUCUCGCAAUCCACUGUUCGAAGGAAACCCCAGCCAAUAGAGAAGAAGUUGGAGUGCACACUUGAAGAUUUAUACUUUGGAUGCCUCAAAAAGAUCAAAAUUACCAGAGAUGUUAUCAAGCCUCCUGGGGUUAUCCUCCAAGAGGAGGAGGUACUACAGAUUGAAGUCAAGCCGGGAUGGAGAGAAGGAACAAAGAUUACCUUCGAGGAAAAGGGUAACGAGGAACCUGGAUACCUCCCUGCUGAUAUAAUCUUCUCAAUUGAAGAAAAGGAACACCCUUUGUUUACAAGAGAUGGCUACAAUUUGGAAGUAUGUGUUGAGAUUCCCCUAGUAAAUGCACUCACCGGCUGCUUAAUACCAGUUCCUCUGAUUGAAGGGGAAACCAUGAAUGUGACAUUUGAGAAUAUCAUCAUAUGCCCUGGAUAUGUGAAGGUCCUUCAGGGUAAAGGCAUGCCGGAUCCACAACAUAAUGGGAGGAGAGGCAACCUCCACAUCAAAUUCCUCAUCGACUUCCCUAGGACAUUGAGUGAUGAACAAAAGAAAGAAGUUGUUAGUAUUCUACAAGAUUGUAACUGAUAAGUGGUGGACAGAUUUGUGAAUAAGAUAAUUUUGUUCUCAA
Molecule: messenger RNA, 1579 nt
Organism: Prosopis cineraria
Lineage: Eukaryota; Viridiplantae; Streptophyta; Magnoliopsida; Fabales; Fabaceae
Exons: 6
Coding region: 1-1536 (511 amino acids)
Cellular component (GO): cytosol
Molecular function (GO): protein-folding chaperone binding
Source: RefSeq, a predicted model, not a curated record